UUUUGAUACUUUGUAAGUUUGAAAUGUAAAGCUUAAUGUUACUGGCAUUUUAUUUUUAUCUGUACUUUUUUGUUAAUGAUUUUUUAUUUUAUUUAUUUAUUUUUCAAAGGAAGUGGCAGAUUUAAAACAUUCUCAAAAUAAACUAAAAAAGAUGGUUCAAGACAAAAUCACUGAACUUGCUCAUACAGUAAGAAGAGCGGAGCAGUACGAAUUAGAAGUAAAAAAAUUACGAAAUAGAGUCGAGGAACUCAAGAGGGACUUAGCUGUUACUGAAGACGAACUAGAUGCUGCCACCAACGGUCUUCGAAAACACCAGAGGACCAAUGAUGAACUACAAGAACAAAUCGACAGUUUACAAGUCCAGUUACAGCAUCUUCAUUCUAGUGAAGAUAAAGAAGACGGAGGCGAAGAAAUGGCAGUACUUGAAGAUUCUGACUGUAUUACGUAACUGCAGUACUACAAGUUUAUUGUCUGAUAGG
Messenger RNA from Agrilus planipennis (emerald ash borer), 479 nucleotides. Its product is annotated as coiled-coil domain-containing protein 102A-like. The record is from RefSeq and is a predicted model, not a curated record. NCBI's taxonomy places the organism in Eukaryota, Metazoa, Arthropoda, Insecta, Coleoptera, Buprestidae. The coding region runs from base 152 to 448 and encodes 98 amino acids. The transcript is spliced from 3 exons.